AAUCUUUAGUUCACAAGCGCACGUGCACCUCCAACGAUCUCCUCUCAAGUCAUAGCACAAGUGUACAUAUAUUCCUUUUUUUGAAAAUGACGCCCAUUCAGAUAGAGAAGUCGUACGACGUGAAAGCCUCUUCCACACCCACUGCAAAGUGCUCUCGGCAGGCAAGGUCAAGCAGCAGGUCAUGGGAUGUGUUCCUUCCUAUCAGCCGCAGAGGAAGCUUCUUCCAAGACUCGUUUUUCUCUGACAUACACAAGGAUUUUGACUCCUCCGUCAGGGAGGUGUUGGCCAGAUGGAGUGACGAAGAUUUGAAAGUGAAAGACUUCCGCCGGGAUGAUAUUAUGGACCGUUAUAGACAGCUUCGAUCUCGUAACCUAAAUGAAGGGAACCAGGCUGUCACAGUCACAUCUGACAACACAAGUCAUAAGAUUGUGCUGGAUGUGCAUGACUUCAUGUGUGGAGAUGUGAAAGUGAAAGUGUUGGACGAGGAGGAGUUGUUAGUGGAAGGGCACGUGGAGAAGAAGGAGGAAGGAAGGUCAUCCGUCUCGUCACACUCCUUCAGACGCUACUUCUCUUUGCCUCAACAUACAGACAUGGCAGCGAUUACGUCCGUCAUGUCUGCAGAUGGUAUCCUCACAGUCACUGCACCCAAAAUAAAAACAGAAACUAUAAAGGAAAAUGCAAUCAAUCAGACUCUCGCUUCGAAUUAUCGUGAGAAAGCCAACAAGACCCAAAAACACAUGGAAUCUCAGACAGACUCAGGACGCUCGUCGUCUACACGAAAAGAAACCUGUUCGUGUGAUUUUGGUUUCAAAAGAACAGCUGAUUCCUCUCGAUUUCACAGCGAUUCAUGGGACACAUUCUUGCCCAUCACUCGAAAGGGAGGCUUCUUCCAGGACUCAUUCUUUUCCGGUAUACAUCGCGACUUCGAUGCCUCCAUCAGGAAGGUCCUCAAUGCCUGGAAUGACGCUGAUCUCCAGCUGGCGGACUUCUGGGACGAUGACGACUUCCACCGCAGCGACAGACUGGGCCGCUACAGGCAGCUUCGAUCGCGGAACCUGUGGAGUGACAACCAGGCCGUUACAGUUACUUCGGAUGAUGUCAAUUAUAAGAUCGUGUUGGACAUGCAUGAUUUUGUGGAUGGAGAUGUGAAGGUAAAAUUGAUAGGCGAGGAGCUGUUGGUAGAGGCCCAGUCAGCCAGGUCCUCGUACACCUUCACACGCACAUUUUCCUUGCCUGAGUCCAUUGACAUAAUGUCCAUCACAUCUGUCAUGUCGUCAGAUGGCAUCCUCACAAUCACUGCGUCCAAGAUGGAGAGUGAAACACAACAGAAGACUACUGUCAUCCCCAUUAGUGUCAAGGAAAGGCACAAUGCAUCAGAAGUUCACAGCUCAACUUCCUCGACGACCUCGGGAGUUUCUGAGGAAGCAGCAUCUGGCCAAGGAAUAUCCCACACAGGCCAAGAGGAGGAACGCAAAUACGCACGAUGCUAUCAGGAAAAUAUCGACGAGGACAAGACCCAAACUGUAGCUUCCAAGAUCUCUAGCAACACACAACAAUCAUUACAGAAGCAAUCGUCUGGCAUCACAGAUUUUGCUUCCACAAGAAUUUCCAAAUCUCUGGAAGCAAAGAAAACUCUUGGGAAUUUGGAAGAUGAUUUCUUGCCCAUCGCGAGGAGAGGAAGCUUCUUCCAAGACUCAUUCUUCUCCGACAUACGCCAAGGCUUCGACGCCUCUGUCAGGGAAAUCUUGAAGAAAUGCAAUGACUCCGACCUCACGGUGACAGACGAUAUCAGUCAUAGGGGCAUCCUGAGCCGCUACAGGCAGCUUCGAUCUCGAAACAUGAGGGAAGAGGACCAGGCCUUCUCCGUCUUGUCAGACGAUGCUACGAUCAAGAUCGUAGUGGACGUGCAUGACUUCAUGUCCGGAGACGUCAAGGUGAAAGUCGUAGACGAGAAGGAGCUGGUGGUGGAAGGACGCGUAGAGAAAGAGGAAGGAAGUUCAUCCGUCUCGUCACACUCCUUCAGACGCCGCUUUUCCCUGCCUCACCGCACUGACACAUCACGCAUCACUCCAGUCAUGUCUUCAGAUGGUAUCCUCACAAUAACUGCUCUGAAAAUGCCAGAAGACUCGGAAGAAUGCAUAGUGAACAGCUCUACUGAGGAAGUUCAAGGAUCCUCUGAAGUUCAAUGCUCGGUAUUCCCAACUAAUGAAACAAGUUCUCUCCAUGGGGAAUGUCAUGAUUCUAAUUUUGACUUUGUAGGUCGAAAUCAGAGCAAAGAAACUAUUGGCACCCAAGAAUCCUCUGCAGAAGAGAUGGCUAAUGACUCGCCUGCUGUGUCUGAUGAAAUGAAGUUUUACUCCUUAUGUCGCCGGAGUUCAAUUGCCAUGAAUGAAGCAUUUGACAAUAGCUGUGCAUCAUGUGACUUUGGAACUUCUUCCCAGGAUUCUCUUCUGUCUGUCAUACCUGAAGAAGAAAAAGACUCUGAAACUGUUGAAGACUCCCAGCCGGCAAUUGAAAGUAUUGAUCUGACAGACUCCCAGGAAUCUGUUGACAUUUUUGAUGUUGAAAUUCCUGAUCUUAAAGAUUCCCAGGAAUCUGUUGACAUUUUUUAUCAAAGGGAUUUAGAGGCAACUGCAGAAGUUUUUGAUCUAAAAGACCCAGAAGCUGUAGAAAUUCUUCAUGAAAAAGAUUCACAGGAAGCUGUUGCUGAGGCUCAGAAUACGUCAGAAGCUCAGAACUCAAAGUCUUCAACCACUUUGGACGAUGUCACUGAGGAUGCCGUAUCUGUGCAACAAAAGUCCAAAACUAUAGAAGAGGAACUUGCACAGUUUUCUUGGCAAAAUAAGUAUGAGAACAAGUCAACAGAACAAGAGAACUUUAAUUCCCAAACAGUCUCUGAAGGGAUACCCGACAGCAAAAUGAAUCAGUUAGCAGUAACUGAGAGUUGCACAGACUCCCUCCAGUCAUCCAGAGAUUCUUGUAUCUAUCAAAAGGAAGUCGUCGAUACUCUUGGGCAGUUGAAACUUAAAGAUGCAAAACCGAGCACUUCAUACACGGCACGUACAGAAAAGUCUACAGAAACUGUUGAAUCCUUGAAAGGAACAAGACAGGUUCACAGAGAUUCACCAGAAGAGCUCUUGCUCAUCACCAAAAGAGGAAACUUCUUCCAAGACUCAUUCUUCCUUGACACUCACCAAGACUUCAGUGCCGCUCUCAGGCAGGUGUUGGACAGGUGCAAUGAAGAAAACUUUGAGAACGACAUUAACCUCUGUUACACCGAUAUCCUGGAACGCUACAGGCAGCUUCGGUCUCGCGCUCUGAAGGAAGAGAAUCAGGCUGUUAUCGUUACAUCAGACAAGUCUUGUCUAAAGAUAAUUAUGGACGUUUAUGAGUUCAUGAGUGGAGCUAUACAAGCGAAGGUCGUUGAUGAGAAAGAGUUAGUCAUUGAGGGACGUGUGGUGAAGAGCGAAGGAACCUCAUCCGAGACCUCUCACUCCUUCAGACGCCGCUUCUCUCUUCCGCAAUAUACUGAUAUCACUUCUGUUAUGUCGUUAGAUGGCAUCCUCACAGUUACUGUGAUCUUUCAGGAAGGAAAUACUGCUAAAAACUUCAUUGAGACGGAAGCAAAAUGCAACAUUACAAAAGAAAUUUUUGACUCACAAUCACCUUCACUUUCUGCUGAAAAGCGUGUGCUUGAGGCUAAGACUGAAAGCCAAGAUGGAUUGAAUAAGAAUGUGACACUACAGUCAGAGGAUUUCACAUCGGGGACAGAGAUGUCCAAACUUGCUUCCAAUUUCGAAGAAAACAAUAGACUGAAACGCUUUGGGCAAGACUGUGACAGAGAGCCUCAAGAAGACAACAGCUAUAAUGUCACCGACACAAGUAUGGGAACGUCCUCUCGUUUCACGAGUGUUUCUCAGUCUACCUCUGCAGUGAAGUCUUUUCCAGUCACGAAGAGAGGACUCUUCUUCUCCCAUUACUUUUUCCGAGACAGUAGGGAGGAUUUCCAGAAAGCCGUAAGGGAAAUCCUGAGCAAAUGGGGAGAGAAGUCGACUGACGAUGACGAGAUGACUUGCUACAGAAAACUGCGAGCACGAAAUAUGAGGGAAGAUAAUCAGGCAGUGACGUCUUCGGAAGAUGAACAUCAUUAUAAGUUCGUCAUUGAUGUCCAAGACUUUAUGGACGUUGGAGAGAUCAGCGUGAAGGCUGUGAAUGAGCGAGAGUUGGUGGUUGAAGGUCACUUGGAGAAGAAGGAAGACGGUUCCAGGUCCAGCAAGCGGUUCCUUCGUCGGUUCAUUGUUCCUGGAGACAUAGAGCUCGAGGCUGUCAUUUCAGUCAUGUCUUCUGACGGUGUGCUUAAAAUUUUAGCUCCGAAGAGGGAGGUCUAUAAUCGAAAAUACGUCUCGACUGAUGAAGACAUGGACGAUGGUGAUGCAGCGUUUACAAGGAAAUUCACGAAUGGACAUCGUCUCGCCGAUGACUUUUUGGGAAACAGAGAUUCAUCUUCGGAUGACGGGGAUUGUAGGACAUUUGCCAGGCAAAUCAAUGAUCGCAACCAAGUCGCUUUCCAAGAAGACGGCGACGAAGACUUUGAAAAUGAACAUAUGCUCAACAAGGAGACCAAGAUGAAAACUGACAAGGACUUUAAAUUUGACAUUCCAAGCUUUUCAACCGGAACCAGGGCUUUACACGUGGACAGAAGGGGUGUAUUCACUGAAGACUAUUUCUUCGCGAAUGUUCGUGACAGCUUCAGCCAAGCAGUGAGAGAAGUGCUGGAAAAGGCUAAUGAAUGGACCUGUCGAAGUGACGCCAUGCACAACUACAGACGUCUGCGUCAGCGCAACCUCAAGUUGGAAACUCAGGCUGUUGGCAUCAUUGACGAUCAAGACUCGCACAAGAUUGUGAUGGACGUUUUUGAUUUCAUUAAGGGCGACGUGACAGUGCAGUUGGUGAAGGGCAAGGAACUGCUGGUCGAAGGUCAAGCUGAAAAACUGGAAGGAAGCAGAGUGUCCCAAGUGAACUUCGAGCGUCGCUUUGCGUUGCCUGAGCUCGUCGACCGAGACGCCAUCAGCUGCGUGUUGUCCUCGGACGGAAUCCUGACAAUCACCUCCAAGAAGAGAGCAUGCGAGUACAGGACUAGUGCAAGGGGACUUUCCAGUGAGAGGAAGUCCUACGGUGACAGGGCUGGCAGGUGGGAGGACAAGAAAGUGAAGGACUCCCUCGCGGAUCUGGAAGGCCCCAGCUCUCGGAGCUUCAGCACUGGCUCUCGCUCCCGCUACCAUCGCUCCUAUGCGAAGCAAUAUUAGAAAGUAAAAGUCCUUACACAGAUUUAUUAAUGCAGUUUGUUUUUUAUUUGAUUUUUUUUUACAUAAAUGUAUAAUUGAAUAUUUUCAAAUAAUUUAUUUGUGAUGUUAACUAUAUGUAGGCAGUAAAUGUUAUUUUUAUUAAUGUUAUGUGUAUCAGUUUACAUACACUAUACAUAUGGAGAAACACUGAGUUUUAUAGGACAUUCCUUUAUGUAAAUGAUUUGAUAUCUUAUUUGGAAUAAAAGCUUUUUUAUUGUUUAGUUGAUCUGUUUAAUAAAAAAAAACACUGAAUCGGCUUCAAGAAACGAUUUAACUUAAAACUAUAAAAAUAAGUGUUAACUGCAGAUUUGUCGUAGUGGGUAUCACUGUAUGACAGCCCAGAGAAUAUUUGUUUAGGCCAAAGAUAAUCCGUGAAGUGCGAUAUUAGGUGGAAAUGAUACAUUUCAUUAGUAGAUAAGAUUAUUUGUUUUCAUUAGUGGCACUGAGAAAUAUUCAUUUGAUCUCAAUUGCAUCUGAUCUCUGACGAAGAUUGAGGCAGUCUCCGGCAAUUUGUAGCAUCUUGCUGAUUACAUUUUGCCUUUUUUAUUAUGUAUCAGUGACAGCUAUGCAAGUAACUCUGUAACCCAGUUUUAACGUAUGAAGAAUAUACUGUAAAUAAGGACAUGAUAGAUCUAUGAUUAUUAUUUGCACAAAUAAAAUGCUGAAUGUAAUUUGAAGUAGAUAAACUUAUGAUUUGAUGUUAAUUCGUCGACAGUCUAUGUCUCUCUCAGCAUUCUCUGCAUUGAAGAUAUAAAUGUAUCAAUGUAUACUGAUUAAUUCGUGUAUCAGAUUCUUUAUCCAGUAGUAUGUCUAUGUAUUCAUUUAUUAAUUAAUUGCGACAUUCCUUAUGGACCUAGCAUCUUCUACUAUAUGUAAGACGCCAGUUACAUUUAUAAUCUAAAUCCUGACUUAACAUGUGUAAUUUACUCGUGUGUAUGGAAUGUUGAAAUACGUUCUAGAUGUAACAAAAUGAGUGAUCACACAAGUAAAUAGUAUAAAUAUGCAUUUGCAUCUGAAAAUUAAUUUCUUGUUUCUAGUUCCCAAAUUUAUGGAAUAAGUCUAUAUAGGUCCUUCUAAGACGGGCCACGAGAUCUGAUGCUCAGACUAUGAUGACCCUGAAGUAUAAAAAACAAAUGAGUAAAUAAUCGCAUUGUAGUUGUUUCUCAUUCUGUUGUUGUUAUCAUUAAUCCUCUGUACAAAAAAUCUGUCACUGUCUAUCAAAUCGCCAGUUUACCUGGCUUCAACGAUACAAUUACAUAUUUUUAAUGUGUUCGUUACUAUUUUUUUUCAGAACAAUCAUUAGGCUAAUCAUUGAGUGCUGAAGAUGUUAUUUGAGAAUAGUAGGCAACAUAAUUUCUAAAAAAUAAUAUGUUUAAAGGAAGAAAGACUCGGCAGGGAAAGCUUGUCGAAGAAUGUUCUUCAACAAUCAGAUGCUUAUUUCAUGGUGGUCCUAGCAACAUGAAGUGGCAACAUUUCACAGCGUCCCUGAAAUUCAGUUAUUUCGGUUCUGAAUCAUCAAAUAGCACAGGUAAACUUCAACAAUUUUGGCAAAGAGCGAAGUACUAUUCCUACCCGCCCUCUCACACCCGCGCUUCAUCCAACGCUAUAAAAGUGUUGGUCCCAUCGAGCGCCUUCAGUAUCGCAAGCAUACGUCCGCCGCCUCAGCUCCUCUCAAGUACUCUCCCCAAUGGCUUCCAGCGAUGACGUGGGACUUUCCCAGUCCGGUAUUAAGUGCAGAAGAUGCGGAGGAUCGUCUCUGAGUUCGUGGGAUCUGUUUCUACCCAUCACUCGAAGAGGAAGUUUCU
Messenger RNA from Penaeus indicus, 7150 nucleotides. RefSeq lists its product as uncharacterized. Gene Ontology annotation, biological process: protein refolding; response to heat. Bases 87 to 5306 code for a protein of 1739 amino acids. The transcript has 13 exons. Gene Ontology annotation, cellular component: cytoplasm; nucleus. The record is from RefSeq and is a predicted model, not a curated record. Lineage: Eukaryota; Metazoa; Arthropoda; Malacostraca; Decapoda; Penaeidae.